Molecule: messenger RNA, 2113 nt
Organism: Blastomyces gilchristii SLH14081
Lineage: Eukaryota; Fungi; Ascomycota; Eurotiomycetes; Onygenales; Ajellomycetaceae
Exons: 3
Coding region: 110-952 (280 amino acids)
Source: RefSeq, a predicted model, not a curated record
GAUUAGCCGGAUACAGAGGAGACCUUUUCUUCUCUAGAAAGCACUCCGUCGAGAACACCAGAAGGAAGGGAAGCGAGCAUAUUCAUCCAGCAAAAUUCUGUAAGCACCGAUGCUACUGAAUAUGGUUGGGACAGCCCAACCCCUGAACGGUUGUCCACUCGUCGAUGUGACCUUCUUUCCUCUCCAACACCAAGUACGCUGCUUGGUAACAGGAGAAGGAAUUCAUGAGACCAACACAAGAGCUGCUGACGACUGGGCAUGGACGCCCACCAGGCUUGAUGCCCAGGAGGACAAAAUGUACCGGUAUUCUCCACCCGCAACUGAAAAUCUCAUCUUCAGCUUUCGAAGCACAGGGUGGACAAUUCUCUCCUCAAAGGUUCAUGCUACAGUCAGUGAACAGGAGCUUCUGUUGGUAGAAAAUUUCCUGCAGUUGAGGGAGAGCCGCAUAAACGAGGGAGCUCGGAAUUUAAAGCGACCUCGACUGAGUGAACAAGAGUUUUCAACACCUGAAAGCCAGGAAUUAAUAAAGCGGGAUUCUCCAAUUCUGGAGAGUGACUGCAUUGAUACCAAUUUCAGAAAGAAGGGCUGGGAUUUCAAGAGUCAAUCUUCUAGUUCCAGUAAAACCAAUUCCUCAGCAGGUUCACCAUUAGCUAUGCCAGUGCCGGUGCCAAAAACUCUGUCCAAUGUGAAAGCAACCAGUGAGUGGGCGCUGCGUCGCACCAGCUAUAAGGGGGGAAAUAGGCGCUCCCUCAAGCGCCAAAAAGGGAAUAUCCAAGAAGGGGAUGCCCGCCUGGAACCCCUGAAGACUGUUCCAUCGUGUGAUAUUCUCCAAUGGAUAGAAACAUUGAUUGGCUCGUCACUUCGCACAACGCAUAAGAAAAUGGCUAUAAAGGAGUUGAACGAAAAGUUUGGAAAAUCACGGCACGCUCAGAGCACGAAAUCGGGAGAUUAGCUAGUGGCCAGUAGCUCUGCUGUAAACACGGGCUCCGUCUCAGGAACACGCAAACCGACGGCCAUGACCGGACCCCCGACAGCCAUAAGCCGACCAAUUCCCCAGUUACAAAACUUCACGCCGUACCGACCGAAAUGCCAAGAAGGUAUAUCCUCGAGUCAAUGCCUAGAAAAGAAAAUUAUGAGCCCGUUUAAGAACAAUAAAGAUAAUAAUAGGGAGGAUUUCAUAUAGAUUUACUGGCAACCCGGAAACUUAGGGCACCUGAAGAUCGGCAUGACAAAAGACAUAAGCAAACGGCUCCAGCGAUGGGGAAAGCAAUGUGGUACCAAACUAGAGGUCUAUUUCCCAAAACAAGAUGCAGCAGAUGAACAGAGGAAGCAGAACUUACUACCCCGUCAAAACACAUCUUCCGCGUCGAAGGCCUUGUGCAUGCGGAAUUGAAGGAGCAGCGGAAACGGGAAGGGAAUUGCGCGGACUGUGGGGAAGCACACCGCGAGUGGUUUGAGGUGAGUCCUAUAAUCGCUAUGGAAGUCGCGCGGAAAUGGAUGCGCUAGAUGCGUGAGAAGUGGCGAUAUGAACACGGGACCGACAGGCGCUUUGGCUGAUCUUUGCCAACCUCAUGAAAAGCUCGCAAGCGGCAAGCCGAAGAAAGUUGCUACUACUAAAGUUUCCCCCCUUGAUACCAGGUUUUCAUUGGCUUUAGGAGGCAAAAUAUUUGGAAGUAUCUGUGUUAACCAUGAGGAGUGUGGGAUUUAGGACCUUUUUCGCGGCUCUCAGAGGUAGUAGAAAUAGGAUCUUUAUGAAUGUCAGUACCGUACUCCCACUCUCCGUCUCUCACCAGUGGUUCUAUAUGUAUAUGAACAUAGCAUAUGUGCAACCUCUUGGACCUUUCUAUUAAUCAUCUGUUGUAUUCAUGAGAUUGUCUCCUCUCAGAUCCCACUCAGAACUGUGAAUUACCCAUACAAAGUCACUUGUCUACAUCACUACUAGAUAUGUAUCUAAAUUUAACUAUACCAGACAGAGGUAAGUACAUGAUUGAGUGUUAAGAUAGACAGUACAGAGUAGAUAAAGUAAAUUAGAGAUCGUACACUUAUCAAUAAUGUCUCUUAAAUUUGUGCAAUCACCGAAUGCAAAGAAGGUUUGAUUACUUUCUGAUAAAAG